UAUUUCUUGGCUACCGCAAAACUGUCACACUGAAAACGUUUAUUAAUUUUGUUUACUUUUUAUUCAACAACAAAUGCUAAAAGCGUGAUAAAAAACCACAGAACAACUCCAGAAUGAGCACCCCCCGCAAGAACUUCAACCAUCCGCCGCCCUUCUCCCCGCGCGGCGGCCACUAUCCAUCGCAGUCCGCCGACUACAGAUCCCAGCAAUUUGGUGGCCAACAGAAGCCCCAAAAUCCCAAUUUUGGCUUUUACGAGGACAAGCAGGGCCAGACGAAUACUCCGCACUUCUACCAGAACAAAUCACCGCAGGAGACGCAGUGGCAUCGGCCCUACGGACAGGGCAGGAACUUCGGGCGAGGCGGCCACUUCAAUCGCCGGAACCCACCAAACUGGGACCAGAAUCCGAGGAACCACCACCAGAACAGGGAGCAUAACCAGGGCGGCGGCUCCUCUGGACAGUACUUUCACCCCUCUAUGCUGGAGGACCCAUGGCGGGAGCUAAUGGAGCGACACGAGGCCAUCCACGGAUGCAGCACCAGCCAAACUCCACCCAAAGAGGUGGAGGCUUCUUAGGUUGAUUGUAGUUUAAAGGUUUAUUAUGAAAACUUAGGGCUUGCCCUUUGGAGCAUCAUUAUAGGAUUCGAAGUUUUAAGUUUACAUAUGUACAUCCUUUGUAGCCACUUAAGAAUCGACAACUUAAAGGAUUUUCCCGCGUUCCGCAAAACAUCAUCAACACAGCCUAUGUAAAUACCACAAAGGUUUAACUCGACUAAAAUUAACUUUACACAAUCAUAUAAAGCCCCCCUGAAGGGUUGUUCCCCCAAUUUAAAAGAAGAACAAAUGCGCCAAAAAGCAGCGACCGCUUAGGUUGUAACGUUUUAUAGAAUUAAACAACAGUUUCCAGUAAAUGAAA
Molecule: messenger RNA, 915 nt
Organism: Drosophila biarmipes
Lineage: Eukaryota; Metazoa; Arthropoda; Insecta; Diptera; Drosophilidae
Exons: 1
Coding region: 114-575 (153 amino acids)
Source: RefSeq, a predicted model, not a curated record